Molecule: messenger RNA, 1542 nt
Organism: Aspergillus calidoustus
Lineage: Eukaryota; Fungi; Ascomycota; Eurotiomycetes; Eurotiales; Aspergillaceae
Source: the annotation of a GenBank genome assembly
AUGUCUUUUUGGAUCCAGCGACAGGGUAACUCCCACCAAGCUCAGCUCGCCGCGACUGCGGUAAUCUCCGGUGCGGCUGUGGCGGGUGCGAUAUUCGGCCUCCAGAAAUUCAGACGACGAGAAGCCGUGAAGCGAUUGAAAGACUCUAUCCCCGAACUCGAUGAAAAACACCGCGCAGAGAGGCUGAAUGAAUAUGGCGUUGCGGCGGCAGGACCAGGUUGGACCAAGGAAGAUGAGCGCGGCGCAGCUCUGGCGCGCAGGGCGCAACAAGGAGAUUACGAUGAGGAACUUAUCCUAGAGCAGCUGGCUCGUAACCGCGUUUUUCUUACUGACGAAGGGCUUGCAAAGCUCCGGUCCUCGUUCAUAAUUGUGGUUGGAUGCGGAGGCGUCGGUUCGCACGCCGUGGCUUCGCUGGCUCGAUCUGGUGUUUCCAAGAUCCGCCUGAUCGACUUUGACCAAGUCACGCUUUCAUCCCUGAACCGGCACGCUCUGGCUACGCUGGCCGACGUGGGCACGCCAAAGGUGAACUGUAUCCGCAGGCGGUUGCAGCAGAUCAUCCCAUGGGCCAAGUUCGAUUGCCGAAAUGAGCUCUUUGGAGGAUCGGUGGCCGAUGACCUGUUGGCGCCGUGGUCUGUGGAUGAUGCCGACAAGGGACAGAAACCUGCCUAUGUACUGGAUUGUAUUGAUAACAUCACGUCCAAGGUGGAACUGCUGCACUACUGCCACACGCAUUCAAUCCCAGUUAUUUCGUCGAUGGGUGCGGGAUGCAAAUCAGAUCCCACUCGUGUUAUGAUUGCCGAUAUCUCGGUCAGUUCGGAUGACCGGCUGUCACGGAGCACCAGACGGCGUCUCAAGCUCAAGGGCGUUAGCUCUGGCAUUCCCGUGGUUUUCUCGACAGAAAAGCCUGGACCGGGCAAGGCCACUUUAUUGCCUUUGGCAGAAGAGGAGUUCACAAAAGGUCAGGUGGACGAGCUAUCGGUGCUACCAGACUUCCGUUCUCGAAUCCUUCCUGUCCUUGGAACCAUGCCCGCAGUAUUCGGGUACGUCCUCGCCAACCAUGUCAUUUGCGAAAUCUCGGGAUACCCGACAGACUACAGCAUGGGAGGAAAGGGCAAAGACAAGCUCUACGAUACCAUCCACUCGGCGUUGCUAGUAACCCUUGAGCGACUCGCACGUGCAGAGAUUGGAACUCAGCCGAUCGGAUUGCGUUUGCCUAUCAGCCGGGACGACGUCAUGUACCUGGUCGACGAGAUUUGGCGAGGCAAGAGUGUAGUCAGUGGGCUUCCCAGCCGGCUCGUGCUCACUCUGUGGAAUCGCCCGGAACAAGGAUUCAAGCCCAAUACUGAGUGGAAUGAACGAGGGCAGGUGUUUAUUCCAUUCAAACCACAAGACCUGGUACUUAUGACGAAGGAAGAGGCCACUCGCCAUGAAAAAGAAAUUCUUGUUGGUGGAAAGAAGGUUGAGGAGAUUUACAGCGAGGAGGUGCUGCAAAAGGUCAAGCAGCGCAGAGAGGAGAUGGAGUUUUAUGAACAAUAUAGAUAA